ACGUAGUUGUACCUAUCGUGCACUUUUUUUACAGUCCUCCUUUUCCAAGAUUCGAAUUUAUAUCCUCCGUUUCGCUUCCAAGCGUUGUUUUAAAGGGAAAAAAAGUGCAGUGGAGUGCAGUUAAAACAGCUGGCCGGUGACACGAUACGCGUCGCGCAUACAUACCAACGUAAUACGAGAAGAUGCGACAGAACGCGUUCGAUCGUUUCGCGUGACGAGUCGAAGGGACGGGGAGUGCUUGUCGCAAACAAAUCCGUCCGCGUGCAUCGGAAAGGAAAAUUAUGCAACGUCGUUCAACACGCUCGUGUUACCGAGGGAUCAGAUGAAGGAGGCUGACUUUCCUAUUAUCUCGACAUCUCGAAUCCGCGAUCGGAAUGGUUUCCCUCACGCGAAUCUCUUUCGUUACGCUUCUCUAUGCAAUUUUGAUGCACACGGCAGGCUCGCGCGUAAUCGAGCUGAGUGACAGAUUUCUGGAUAUACACAAAGAUGGACAAUGGCUGGUCAUGAUGUAUGCACCAUGGUGUGCGCAUUGCAAAAGAUUGGAACCAAUUUGGUCUCAUGUUGCUCAGCAUUUGCAUGCAACGUCAAUACGUGUAGGACGUGUGGAUUGUACUAGAUUUACUAGCGUGGCAAGUUCAUUCAAAAUCAAAGGAUUUCCCACCAUUCUAUUUUUAAAGGGUGAUCAAGAGUAUAUAUAUCAUGGUGACAGAACUAGAGAUGAAAUAGUCAAAUUUGCUUUAAGACUCAGCGGUCCUCCCGUGCAAGAGGUGACGAGACCUCAGAGCUUUGACACUAUAAAGAGAGAACGCGAUCUCUAUUUCUUAUACGUCGGUGGUAGAUCUGGAGUCUUAUGGGAACUUUAUCACAAGACUGCAAAUAUAUUUCAACCGCAUGCAUUCUUUUAUCAAUCUCAUCCGAGCGUUGUAAAUAAACAUGCACCUGUAGAAAAUGUCCCGGCAUUAUUCGUGUAUAAGGAAAGUUCACAUUACAAUUUUACUGGGCAUAAUUUAAGUGACAUAGAGAAAAUGAACGAGACGCUUUACAAAUGGGUGAAUGCGGAACGUUUUCCAACGUUUCCAAAGGUGACCAGAGGAAACAUAAAUCAAUUAUUCUUAACAAAUAAGAAUCUUGUUUUAGCGGUAGUUGAAGAAAAUCAACUAGAAGAAGUUGCGCCCGAUAUGCUGGAAUUCAGGAACAUGGUCGAAUCUGUGAUUAAGAGCAAACGGGAGAAAUACCACGAUCAUUUUCAGUUUGGUUGGAUAGCUAGUCCCGAUCUAGUCAAUAGUAUAGCGAUGAUGGUAUUACCUUUACCGAGCUUAAUUGUGAUAAAUACAACUACUAAUCACCAUCACAUUCCCGAGGAUGAAACAGAGAAACUGACUCCAUACGUGAUAGAAUUGUUUCUAGAACAAAUUCGCAAUGAAAGUGCUCCGCGAUUUGGUGGAAACAAUUGGCUAGUGCGUAGUUAUAGAACCUGGUUUGAAUUGAAAACCACUCUGGCUUCAAUGUGGAAGGGCAAUCCUAUUUUGAUGACUGUAUUAGUCGGAUUACCAGUUGGAUUCUUAUCGUUAAUAUGUUAUGGCAUUUGUUGUCCAGAUAUCUUGGAUGCAAAUGAUGAAGAAGAUGAAAAUGCUGGAACAAGUCAUAUGAAGAAUGACUAAAAUUAAUUAUAGAUAUAUACUAUACAGAAAUACAAGUUUCGAGAUACAAAUUUUUUAUUAUAUAUAGCAUAUAUAAACAUUUUUGAUUAUGUAAUACGUUCUUAAAAAAAAAUUUGCCAAAGCAG
Messenger RNA from Camponotus floridanus (Florida carpenter ant), 1786 nucleotides. It is a transcript of the gene Tmx3, whose product is annotated as protein disulfide-isomerase TMX3. Gene Ontology annotation, cellular component: endoplasmic reticulum. Gene Ontology annotation, molecular function: protein disulfide isomerase activity. The transcript is spliced from 10 exons. Lineage: Eukaryota; Metazoa; Arthropoda; Insecta; Hymenoptera; Formicidae. The coding region runs from base 375 to 1661 and encodes 428 amino acids. Gene Ontology annotation, biological process: peptidyl-cysteine oxidation. The record is from RefSeq and is a predicted model, not a curated record.